Arvicola amphibius (Eurasian water vole) is the source of this 1042-nucleotide messenger RNA. RefSeq names its product olfactory receptor 13G1-like. Bases 96 to 932 code for a protein of 278 amino acids. Gene Ontology annotation, molecular function: olfactory receptor activity; G protein-coupled receptor activity. The record is from RefSeq and is a predicted model, not a curated record. Lineage: Eukaryota; Metazoa; Chordata; Mammalia; Rodentia; Cricetidae. Gene Ontology annotation, cellular component: membrane. Gene Ontology annotation, biological process: G protein-coupled receptor signaling pathway. The transcript is spliced from 3 exons.
AAGCUGCUCCCGCCUCCUUUGUACAGGCAACUAAAGUGCAAGUAUUGGAGAAGCCCAAGCUCCAACUCCCAUCCUGAGUGUACUCAGUGUUAUCCAUGGCUCCUGAGAACCAGUCAGUUGUGACCAUGUUCAUCCUACAAAACUUCGUAGAUGACCCCUGGAUCCAGGAUGCCCUUUUCUGCUUCUUCUUUAUCUUGUUCAUGGUGGCCAUAGUUGGCAAUGGUCUGAUUAUCACAACCAUCCACAGAAGUCCCAGCCUCCACACACCCAUGUAUUUCUUCCUAGUUAACCUUGCCCUGAUGGAUGUGAUCUGCACUGUGACUGUCCUACCCAAGGUCCUGCAGAGCCUGGUGACUGAGAACACCAUAUCUUAUGGGGGAUGCCUCACACAGAUGUUUAUCUUCUCCUGGGUCCUGGGCUCUGAGCUUCUGCUCUUCUCUGCCAUGGCCUAUGACCGUUUUCUAGCAAUCUGCCGGCCAUUGCACUAUGGAACCCUCAUGAGUGGCAGGGUCUGUAUGGCCCUUGCAACCUUUGUGUGGUUUACAGGGGCUCUCAAUUCCUUGGUGCUCACUUGUCUAGUGUUGCCACUGUCCUUCUGUGGCCCCAAUAUCAUCACACACUUCUUCUGUGAGAUCCCUUCUGUGCUCGUGCUGUCCUGCAGCCCCACCUUUAUCAACGACAUCAUGACUGUCAUUGCAGAUAUGUUCUUGACUGGUUUGAACUUCCUAUUGACCAUGACGUCCUAUAGCUUCAUCAUCGCCAGCAUCCUGCGCAUCCGCUCAGUGGAAGGCAAGAAGCGUGCCUUUUCUACCUGCUCUGCCCACCUGAUUGUGGUCACCCUUUAUUAUUCCACGGUGCUAUAUACUUACGUCCGGCCAGCCCUAGGAACUGCUGGUGUGCUGGACAAGGUUGAGGGAAGAAAAUCCUCAUAGAGGCCCUGAGUUACAGGCUGAGUCUGAGAGCCUAGGAUCCCCAUGGAACCUUCCCUGAUUUCAGCAUCCCAAAAUGUGAGAUCAGAACCUGACACUGGCAUGAUGUCCUC